Molecule: messenger RNA, 2457 nt
Organism: Pecten maximus
Lineage: Eukaryota; Metazoa; Mollusca; Bivalvia; Pectinida; Pectinidae
Product: nucleolar protein 56-like
Cellular component (GO): small-subunit processome; box C/D methylation guide snoRNP complex
Molecular function (GO): snoRNA binding
Source: RefSeq, a predicted model, not a curated record
AUCAAAUUAGGUGUUUAUAAACUUCAGCUAAUGGCCGAAAAGUGAAAAUGGGAAUACAAGUGCUCUUUACUCUGUAUGAGCAUGCCUCAGGGUAUGCCUUAUUCAGGAUUAAAGAGUUUGAGGAGGUGGGCAUGCAAAUUCCACAAGUUGAACAAAGUGUCACAGAUCCAAGUAAAUUCCAGUCCAUUGUCCAGCUAGUAGCAUUUUCUCCAUUUAAAAGUGGAACAAAUGCCCUUGACAACAUUAACAGCAUUUCUGAAGGCCUCCUACAUGAGGAUCUUAAAUUAUUUCUCGAGACACAUGUCCCCAAGCCUGGGAAAAAAGAGAAAGUUGUUGUGGGAGUGGCAGAUUCAAAGAUUGGGGCAUCCAUAACAGAAGAGCUAGGAAUCAAGACUAAUCACAUUGGUGUAGUACCAGAAGUGUUGAGAGGGAUCCGAGUACACUUCAGUCGAAUGGUGAAGGGUUUGAAUGAGAAGUCCGAGAGUAAGGCCCAGCUGGGUCUGGGUCACAGCUACUCCAGGGCUAAGGUCAAGUUUAAUGUCAACCGACAGGACAACAUGAUUAUUCAGAGUAUCAGCUUACUGGACCAGCUUGACAAGAACAUCAACACAUUCUCCAUGAGAAUCAGAGAAUGGUACUCCUACCACUUUCCAGAAUUGGUUAAGAUUGUCAACGAUAACUACAUGUUUGCCAAGGUGGCACGAUACAUAGGGAACAGGAAGGAGUUUGAUGAUGACAAGCUGGAAGGUCUAGAGGAGAUAGUCAUGGACAGUGCCAAGGCUUCAGCCAUCCUCGAUGCUUCAAGGUCAUCAAUGGGAAUGGAUAUUUCACCCAUCGACUUGUUAAAUAUUGAGACGUUUGCCACCAAAGUUAUCUCCCUUACUGACUACCGUAUGAGCCUUGCUCAGUACCUUCACAGUAAGAUGACCCAGGUCGCUCCAAACCUUGCCACACUGAUUGGUGAACAGGUUGGAGCCCGCCUGAUAGCCCAUGCUGGAUCAUUGACCAACCUGGCAAAGUAUCCAGCAUCUACGGUACAAAUCCUGGGGGCAGAGAAGGCUUUGUUUAGAGCUUUGAAGAGCAAAGGAAACACGCCCAAAUAUGGUUUGAUAUUCCACUCCACAUUUAUUGGCCGUGCUGGAACACAAAACAAGGGUCGUAUUUCACGUUAUCUGGCUAACAAAUGUUCCAUUGCCUCCAGAAUUGACUGCUUCUCAGAAUACCCUACAUCUGUAUUUGGUGACCAUCUCAGACAGCAGGUCGAAGACAGACUGAAGUUCUAUGAGACUGGAGAUGCACCAUCCAAAAACGUGGAUGUCAUGAAGCUUGCUGUGGAAGAGGCUUCAGAGGUACAGAAAAAGCUAGCAAAGAAAGAAAAGAAAAAGAAGAAAAAGGAUAAGAAGAGGAAAUCUGAGGCUGAUGAGAGUGCAGCCGAUACGACAAUGGAGGCAGAUACCACAGCUGAUCUAGAGGAUGAAGAAACAUCACCUCCUAAAAAGAAAAAGAAGAAAAAGUCCAAGGGUGAGGAGCAAGAGAUAGCCAUGGAGAUGGACGAAUCAGGAGAUACCGGUGGUGAAGAAAAACCUAAGAAAAAGAAAAAGAAGAAGAAGAAGGAUGAGGAUUAGAGGCUACAUGACAUUUACUGUGGCGGAGGUGUUUGGGAAAUAGAUAAUGGAUUGUAAAAUAGGAUAUGUGUUCAUGGAUUCUUUUUCUGUGGGAGACAGUAAUACCAUAAAGUUAGUUAGCUUGAUGAAAAAUUAAUUAUAUGCUUCAUACUUUAUGUACAUAGUAAGCACAGUUGAAUUUAUUAUGGUUGAAAUAUAUACUCCAUAAUUGUUAAAAGAUAAUAUUGGUGUCAUUGUUAAAGAGUAUCUGACAUGGCGGAGAAAUAUUGCAUCAUCUGAUACACAAGCAUAUUUCUGGAUUUGUUGUCGGGGACCAACAUUUUUGUGAGUCAAUUUUUAUGUUGAUUUUACAUCAGGAAAGUCAACAAGUUUCUCCAUCUAAAUAUUUACCUAAAACUGACACCAUACUUUUAGAAGUUAUACUGGGCCUAAUCUGUUUCUCAAAGACAUCCAGUGUACAUUGGUUCAGUAAGAUUAUAAACAUGGACAUUUAGAUCUGAACAAAAUCUAAAUGUAAUAAUUUCAUGAAUCGAAUAUGAAUCACUGAUAUUGCAAUCUGAAUAGUUUAAAAUAUGUUGUGUCUAUAAAUAUGACAGGGCAUUCAGGUUUGGUUACAGAUCUUUCUGGGAAAUAUGGAUGAAAAUAGGUUUUCCUUUGUGUUCAUUAAGAGAUAAAAUAUCCAGACUUGUUUUGUGGGGUCCAUGAAGUUACCAUUAAAACUAAUUUUGUGAGUCCUGAAAUAUUCACUUGUUAUAAAAUUUCAUUUACAAAUUCAUGUAUAUUUUACCUGUCUGGAAACUGGUUUUAACCAUUAAAAUUGAACGUGAAAUUU